GGCGAAGCGGCUGCAGCGGCGGUAGGAGCGGCGGCGGCAGCGGUAGCGGCGGCGGGAGGCAGGAUGAGCGCACGCGGUGAAGGCGCCGGGCAGCCGUCCACUUCAGCCCAGGGACAACCUGCCGCCCCGGCGCCUCAGAAGAGAGGACGCGGCCGACCCAGGAAGCAGCAGCAAGAGCCAACCGGUGAGCCCUCUCCUAAGAGACCAAGGGGAAGACCCAAAGGCAGCAAAAACAAGAGUCCCUCCAAAGCAGCUCAAAAGAAAGCAGAAGCCACUGGAGAAAAACGGCCAAGAGGCAGACCUAGGAAAUGGCCUCAACAAGUUGUUCAGAAGAAGCCUGCUCAGGAGGAGACUGAAGAGACAUCCUCACAAGAGUCUGCGGAAGAGGAUUAG
Messenger RNA from Eubalaena glacialis (North Atlantic right whale), 393 nucleotides. RefSeq names its product high mobility group AT-hook 2 (gene HMGA2). The record is from RefSeq and is a predicted model, not a curated record. Gene Ontology annotation, cellular component: chromatin; nucleus. NCBI's taxonomy places the organism in Eukaryota, Metazoa, Chordata, Mammalia, Artiodactyla, Balaenidae. The transcript is spliced from 5 exons. Gene Ontology annotation, biological process: regulation of DNA-templated transcription. The coding region runs from base 64 to 393 and encodes 109 amino acids. Gene Ontology annotation, molecular function: transcription coregulator activity; DNA binding.